CCCCGUCGCGCCCCAGGUGGUGGGAGGGGAGAGGGCGAGUCCGCGUUAACCCCUUCCGCGCCGGGGGCUGCUGCGCCUCGCCCGGCGGCGUGAAGGCGCGUAGGGAGUCCGGCGCCGCCACUCUAGCCCCUGCUGCUGCUGCUGCUGCUGCAGUCCCCAUGGAGGGCACCUCCCCGGCCCCGGCAGCCCCCUUUGUCGGCGGGAAGCCCGCGAUACUGCUGCUCCUGCUGCUGCUGCUGCUCGGCGGCGCCCGGCCGCUGCAGGCUGGGGAGGGGGAUUCGGCGGAAACCGGCUCUGGCCAGCAGCAGCAGCACGCAGUAGAGGUGAACUUGCUAGACAAGCUGGCCUCCUACAGCCAGGACUUGGGCAACUUCUCUCUCGGCUACGACGAAGCCAACUGCAGCAUCCUGGAAGUCGGGCAGUACGCCACGCUCAGCAUCCCAGCUGUGGAAGCCUUUGGGGAGAACUUUGCAGAUGAGCUGAGUCUGUUGUUGAUGCUGAGGUAUACUCUGAGGGAGGAAACCAGCCUCUUAACCAUUAUUGGCCUUCGAAGCGACAUCUUGUUCCAGAUCCGGAUCAGUCCUUAUGCCUUGGUUUUUGUUGCCAGUAGGAGGCGCCAUUACGAAUUUCCCGUCUCCUCAUUGGCCGAUGGAAACUGGCAUCGGGUUGCCCUCACCAUCUCCUCGGAGAGAUUGGUCCUGUACGUGGACUGCCGGCUGGUGGAAAGCGUGGGGUGGUCCAGAUAUGUUGGCAUGGGAGUGGCCACCGAUGGGCUCCUGGUUAUCGGAGGCCUUGUUGAACCCUUGGAGAUCCCCUUUGAGGGUACGCUGAGGCAGCUGACCUUCUUAAUGGGAGACGCCGGAGCUGCCAGCGAACACUGUCGAACCCAUAACACCACCUGUAGCAAACCUUUGAGUAUGGAAGCUCACCACGGCCAGCCUCACUCCUGGGAGAAGUUACCCCAAGCCUGGACUCAGGUGCCAAACGAAAUCAACGAAGUUCCUGAAUCCUACACUGGGGGGUCAAAGUCUGCCGUUUCGGACGUGGCUUUGAAGUCUCCCGUGGAGUGGGUGGAUCCCCAGAUCCUCGAUGCCAUUUCCAAUGGAAACUUUCCAGCUUCAGAUGUGGUUGCCAGGAGACUGGAGGAAGAGGAGGAGGAGGAGAUCCUCCCUCUUAAGGAAGAAGGCUUUGAACUUAUGAACCCAACUCAUGAUAAAACCACCGGACUCCGAAGUCUUGGCAUGGAGAGCCCAGAAAACGCCGGCAAUUCCUUUGCCGCUGCCGACUCAUGGUCCUCUCCUGGGCUCACUGGUCUCCAUGUGGCUGAUAACGACGUUGUCCGUUCGGCGACAUCUUCCAAAGCGAGCCGGCCGGGCGACAAGAAGGCAGAGGGCUUGAGGCCCCAGGGUGAAAACUUCACAAAGGAGAAGCUCGAGGGGGGUGUCGGGUCCCGUGAUGCCAUCAUGGAUCUUGACAGCCCUCCCGCCUUCUUGAAAACCCCUGCGGAGGAGACCAAACUGCCAAGACACGUGUCGAGACUCUCCUCUCCUAAAUCCCACGUGAAAGUGGAUGCUGUGGGAAGCAGAGACCUUGUUAGAUCCCCUUCUGGGAGAUCUGCAGCCCCGAAAGAUGCCCUGAAAUCUUCCCAAAUGGCAGUACUGAAGGCUUACCCUGGAAACAGCCAGGGAGAUGUCCAUAGAGAAAGGACUUGGACCCGUCCACAGGCGGUUCCAGACUUCUUGCCACUGACGGAAGGGCAAAGGAUCCACCUUAAACCAGGGCCUCGUGGGCGACCAGGCCGGCCAGGGCUGCCUGGAUGUCCAGGGAGACGAGGACCGAUGGGGCUGAAAGGAGACAAGGGAUACCCUGGUGCCAUUGGACGAACGGGCGCUACAGGUGACCCAGGACCUCCAGGGGUCCCCGGGGUCCCUGCUGUCAUCCUCUGGAGGAACUCCAAAGAAGACUGGCAAUCGUUUAUGCACUCUUCGUUGUAUCAGCUUCUGCGCGCCGGCUGGCCGAGCCAGCCAGGACCUCCUGGACUAGCAGGUCACCCGGGGAAGCCAGGAUUGCUGGGCCCUCCCGGACUUCCAGGAGAACCAGGGGGGAAAGGAUGGAACGGGUACCAGGGUAAACCCGGGCCACCAGGUUUCCGAGGACAUGCAGGUUUCCCGGGUUCUGACGGACUUCCAGGUACAGAUCAGAAGCCUGGACCACCUGGGAUUCCAGGGGAACAGGGUCUGCAAGGAUUUAAGGGGGACCAUGGCCCUGUUGGAGAGAAAGGAGACCAGGGCUUUUUGGGAGACCCCGGACCUCCCGGUGAAAAAGGAAGUAAAGGAGCAAAGGGGGGCAAAGGUGAAAGCGGACCUCCCGGGCCUGUUGGACUCCAGGGUGCAAUGGGCACCAAAGGCCCCCCUGGUUUUCAGGGUCUCCUUGGACCAACGGGAGAAGCCGGCACCAAGGGCCACUCAGGACGUGCUGGACCGGUGGGCAACGCUGGGCAACCAGGCCCGGUUGGUUUGCAAGGAGUCAAUGGUUCCCAGGGAGAAAUGGGCCCUCUGGGAUUUCCUGGUCUCCCAGGCCCUCGGGGUCCAGAAGGCUUGCCAGGGAGACGCGGAUCCACAGGCCUCAUGGGGCCACAGGGUCCCCUUGGGAAGGAAGGACACCCUGGACCCAAAGGAAGUCCAGGAGAAAUUGGCCCUCUUGGUCUACCAGGACCACGUGGACAAGAAGGCACUGGGGGACCACCCGGGAUGCCAGGCCCACAAGGAUUUCCUGGGGAACAAGGGGCCAAAGGUCCAGUGGGUGCGAAAGGAAAUGCAGGACCCAAAGGAGAGCAGGGCGACCCUGGCUUCCAAGGGACCCAAGGACCUCCGGGCGUUCGAGGCGCUCCAGGAUUUCAAGGCUUCCCUGGGCCCAAGGGGCCCGCAGGAUUUCAAGGACCCGAAGGGGAGGAAGGGCAAAUAGGCCCCCCUGGUCAAAAUGGCACAGAAGGACCCAAGGGCAAUCGGGGUCUGGAUGGCCCGAAAGGAAGGCCAGGUCCACGACAAAGCAGGGGCCGGAUGGGCCAGCAUGGGCUUGCAGGAAUGCCCGGACCACCAGGCUCACGAGGCACCCCAGGAGCCGGCGGCCCAGAAGGAAAGCCUGGUACACAGGGUCCCACUGGUGUUUCGGGGAGUGCUGGCAGCAAGGGGCUGGCGGGGUUUGUGGGGUUUCCAGGCGACCGAGGACACGACGGGCCUCCUGGAUCCGCAGGCCUCCCUGGGAAACCAGGAACCAGCGCCCCUCCGGGUUCACCGGGGCCAACGGGGCUGCCUGGCAAAAUGGGCCCGGAAGGACUACAAGGACCGGUUGGUAUCUAUGGCUAUCCAGGCUCGGUUGGUGACAGAGGAAGACCAGGUCUGGUGGGUAAAAAGGGGCAGCCUGGAAUCAGGGGACCCCCUGGAUUUCCCGGGAAAUCCGGCUCCAAGGGUCCUCUUGGGCCGCCCGGAGUAAGAGGCCCCCCCGGCCCACUGGGUAAAAUGGGAGAUGUGGGGCAUAGAGGACUCCCUGGCCCCUCGGGACUUCCUGGUCCACCUGGACAAAAUGGCCUCCCUGGGAAGCCAGGCCCAGCAGGAGAAGUGGGGCCUCUGGGCCCAGUGGGAAUUCCUGGCCCGCUGGGCUGCCUGGGUCAAGGAGGCUCCACUGGUCCAGAGGGGCGGGCUGGCAAGAAAGGAGAGAAGGGGGACGCUGGAGCAGCUGGUGGAGCUGGCAUUGGGGGGCUGGCUGGAGAACAGGGUUCUCCAGGGCUGCCCGGAGGGGAAGGUCAGCCUGGGUCAAAAGGGCAACAGGGGGGGAGAGGAACUCCAGGGUUCCCAGGUCCCAAAGGAGAGCUCGGAGAGAGAGGAGAGAAGGGGCUGGCGGGCGACCUUGGGAGACCUGGAGAGCCGGGGACAGAGGGUGAUGACGGAGACCCUGGGGUUCCUGGCGAGCCGGGGCCAAAGGGAGAGAAGGGGGACACUGGUGCCGGAGGGUCUUCUGGACCGCCAGGGCCCGGAGGAAUGGUGGGGAAAGUGGGCAGAAAGGGCCUCAGAGGAGAAAAGGGGGCAGAAGGCUUCAUGGGCCAGGCGGGCGUGACUGGCGUGGCGGGGCCUGAAGGAGCCAGAGCGGCAAGGGGGGAAUCGGGAGUCCGGGGGCUUCCGGGAUCAGACGGCCCUGAAGGGCUGAAGGGAAACCAAGGCCCUGAUGGCUUACGAGGUCCCAGUGGUGUGGCUGGAGCGACGGGAUUCCCAGGAGAAGAUGGGGAGAAGGGAGACCAGGGCAAGAGAGGUCCUUUGGGUGCCCCAGGCCCUGAGGGUGUGAAGGGGAGCCAAGGACCUAGGGGUCCCAAUGGCCUCCAGGGACCCCAGGGGAAUACAGGCCCGAAAGGAGAGGUUGGCGCUCAGGGGUAUUAUGGAUUGCCAGGCGAAACAGGAGCACCGGGUCCAACCGGCACUGACGGGCCCCCAGGCCAGAAAGGAGAUUCAGGAUUGCCAGGGGAACCGGGGCAAAAGGGCCCUCAGGGAUUACCAGGUCUGGAUGGUCAGAAAGGAUGCAGAGGAGAAAAGGGGCAGCACGGGCGUGGCGGGUCUCCCGGUUUCCCUGGCAAUCCUGGCAGAAGGGGCAAGCGCGGCAAAGCUGGAUCCAGGCCUCCAAGGGGUUCCAAGGGUCCGAAGGGGCUGCGUGGUGAACGAGGCCUCAAGGGACCAGGAGGACCCCCAGGUGUUUAUGGGGAUUCUGGACUGAGAGGGGUAAAAGGAGUCAAGGGUCCCAAAGGACGAAAGGGUGACAAAGGAAGCAUGGGGGACCUUGGUCCACAGGGAGAUAACGGCUUUAAGGGCAAGCAGGGUCCGGUGGGUGUUCCAGGGAGGACAGGACCAAAAGGGGAACAGGGUGUGAUUGGCCUUCCUGGUACACGUGGUUAUGCUGGAUUCCCUGGCGUUUCGGGCUCACUUGGAGAAAAAGGUCUCAAAGGCUUUCAAGGCCUGCCAGGACCCAAAGGAGCACCAGGCCUGCCUGGCGCACCUGGCGUUCCUGGUCCCCGGGGUGCUCCGUUGAAUCUCUCCAGGGAAGAACUGCAGCAACUGAUUUAUUCCGCCAGUGAGCUGCACUACGACAGGGUGUGGGCUCUCAUGGGCAGCCUGGGACAGGAACUCAAACUCCUGGUGGACUUCCCAAACGGCACCAAAGACCACCCGGCUGCCUCUUGCAAAGAACUGCUGUUGGCUUACCCCCAGCUGCCUGACGGGUAUUAUUACAUAGACCCCAACCAAGGCAGCCCCCAAGAUGCAUUGCUGGCGUUCUGCAACUUCACGGCCGGGGGAGACACCUGCAUCUCUCCUGAGCACAACCAGGUCCCCAUCAAGGCCUGGCUGAGAGCGUAUGACUCCGAAGACACAUUCCAGUGGUUCAGUUCCUUGCCCGGUGGUUUCACGCUGGAGUAUCAGGGUCUGAGCGUGGUACAGCUCCGCUUCUUGAAGAUCCACAGCAACUGGGCCAUGCAGAAGGUCUCCUACUCUUGCAGGCCUCAUCCAGACAGAGGCAGCCUCCAGCGAGAGAAAGAGGUCAUGUUCCUCGCCGACUCCAGGGAGAAGAGCUACUUCACCGUCCUCCAGGGAUGCAUGCUGGACAACGACUCCUCCAUCACAGACACCAUUUUCCAUUUCUCCACGGAGGAUCUCUCCCUCCUGCCCUUGCGUGACCUGGCUGUGUUUCACAACGGCGACACUUCCCAUCACUUUGGGUUCACAGUCGGACCUGUUUGCUUCAGCUAGGAGUUCUUCUGAGCAAACAAAUCUCUCUUCUUGAGGAAACAAAGCAUUGGAAAAUAGGAGAGCGACUGAAACACUCCUCCUCUCUAACUCCAGCUGGCUUUUUGAAGCCGCGGUUCCUAUUUAUGAGUUUCUUUUGUCUAUAGCUCUGCUACACCCUGGACUACACUUCCUUCUGAAGGAUGAAGAAAACAUGUUUACCAUUGACCAGUAUAUCAGUUUAAAUCCAUUUCUCCAUGAAAAUAUAUGUAUAAAAGAGGUGUUAAUUUAAGUAACAGAGACAUCCUGGAGUUGCAUUUGUGAGGAUCUGAGGUCAUUGCCUCUCUUUGGGGGACAGAGGUGUGAUUAACAACUACCCGGCAGGCAGGAAUCAACAGGUGGAGAUUCCCCAUGAUGGGAAAUAGCUUUACCUGUUGGUUUUGACCUGCUGGUGAAAGACUCUGAACCUCUGACCAUUAAAACAAAAAACCAAAUAUUUAUAUACCGCUUUUCAACAAAAGUUUCCAAAGCGGUUUACAUAGAGAACUAAUAAACAAACAAAUAAAUAAAUAAGAGGGAUCCCCUGUCCCCCAAAGGGCUCACAAUCUAAAAAGAAACACAAGAUAGACACCAGCAACAGCCACUGGAGGGAUGCUGUGCUGGGGAUGGGUAGGGCCAGUUGCUCUCCCCCUGCUCAGUAAAGAGAAUCACCACUUUUAAAAGGUGCCUCUUUGCCCGUUUAGCUGGGGUAAAAGUGUGGCAAUCAUAUGAGUUUGAAAAAACCAUGGAGGUGGUCUUUCUUCUUAAAAAUGCUUUUUGCACCAAUAAUCUCUAGUCUCUGUGCCUAGUCUGGAGAAAGCGGAUGGUGAGACCAUUUCGCUCCCUCCUCAGUCUUAGCACCCGCAAGGGCCAGGCUGCAGAUCCAGAACAAACCAGCGAAAGGACGUCUUUCACGUGGUGCGGGAUUAACUCACAGAAUUGGCUGCUACAAACUACGUUGUUGGCAUCGGGGGGAGGCAGGGUUUGCAGAUGCAGCUUCCACCUAGCGCAGGGCUGCUCAACUCCGGCCACCCACCCCGCAGCUGGUUUUGGACUACAACUCCCAGCAUCCCCUGCCACAGCAGUCCAUAGGCAGGGAUUGUGGGAGGACCGAAGUUGAGCAGCCAUUGAUCGAGCAGAUGCGAUGUACAUUUGUGUGCCGAGACGAGGCAGUACAGCAGUUGAGCGGCUUUCUAGUCUUUCCGUUAACUCCUAGAACCAUCACCUUCAGUGUCAACGCAGCACAGCAGACGGGAAGCAAAGGGCUUUCAGCCCCGUGUACAGGACUGGGGAGCAGCGUUCCCUCUAAAAGAAAAUCCCAGAUGUUCGUGACUCCAGUUCCCAGCAUUCUCAGCCAAAGCCCACUGCAGCCAGGGAUCGUGGGAGUGCUAGUCAACAUCUGGGAUUCCCUCUUACAGGGAACACUAGUGGUGGGGACUUCUCCCCACUCAGGCAGUGAUGCUUCUUACAAGCCGACGGUGUGCCACAAUAAUACCCUUGUUGUAAAGCCUUGAUAAUUUCUCAUUGAGAAAUCCAGCAUCCAGAUGUUUUAUGCAAGGAUAGCCCUGCUGGAUCAGGCCCAAGGAUGCCCGUCCAGUCCAGCCUCCUGUUUCCCACAGUAGCCCGCCAGAUGCCUCUAGGAAGCCGACAAGCAGGAGACGAAAGCAUGCCCCCCUCUCCUGACGUUACUCCCCUGCAACUGGUGUUUGGAGGCAUCUUGCCUCGGAGGCUGGAGGUGUUUAUUUUGGAAAUGGAGAGGGUGGCACCCUUCGGAGAGCAGAUCUGGCUGUGUCUUGACGGCGUCUAGGAAAAUGUACACAUUACAAUCCAAAGGCCUCUUCAAGGAAAGCCAACUAAAAAGUAAUCUCACCGCGUGAGAUUUUGCAGUGUCUGCCAAAUCUAACGGCAUCUCCAGGAGGCUUUUCAGACAGCACUAAGAGUUCGGGAUAUAAUGGCUACUCCGAUGCAAAAAGAGGCUUUUUUAGCCCCGGACGUGAAUCAGGCUAUACAGAGGGGGAAACCCGAAUCGUGUGUGAAGUGCUCUCUGACGUAUCGCACGGACUCCGGGGCAAAUUGGGCCGAUACGUGAACGCACAGCCACCCUCCCCAAGUAAAGUCGUGGUAAAGUCGCCAUCCAAAAAAGCUCCAGGCUUGGAAAAGUUGGCUUAGGGUUCUUGAGCAUGUACCAAAAAGAAUAAACUAGUCCCAGAGGAACCCAGAUAACGCCACGCCAGCUCAUUAGCCAUAUCCUAUUGCAUGGCAUCAACAAAAAGGUUCCUCCUUUCUGCCUGUCAUAUAAUUCACGGCCACUAGAGGAGGAUGAAGAAUCACCCAAGCAAUCUUCUGAGACGAGCAGCGCAUCUGCAGAGAGGAAAGUCAGCCAAAGAGGGGGCCCGGUUUAUGUCACCGGGGCCAGAUUUGUAUGGCCUGCUGCUGCAUUGUGUGCGUUCGUUUUGGGAGGCUUUUAAUAAACACAGUUUAUUCAG
Hemicordylus capensis (graceful crag lizard) is the source of this 8290-nucleotide messenger RNA. It is a transcript of the gene COL27A1, whose product is annotated as collagen type XXVII alpha 1 chain. The record is from RefSeq and is a predicted model, not a curated record. Gene Ontology annotation, molecular function: extracellular matrix structural constituent. Lineage: Eukaryota; Metazoa; Chordata; Lepidosauria; Squamata; Cordylidae. The transcript has 68 exons. The coding region runs from base 159 to 5789 and encodes 1876 amino acids.